AUGCAGGAAGAUGGAGAGCUCAUCCUGGAGGGGUUGCUGAACAUCUACUGGGGUCUGCGCCGACCAAUCAGACUUCAGAUGUACGACGACAAUGAAAGAUUUCGUCUCAACCGAAACGAUAGAUCUGCUGGGGCAAAGCAGCUCUCAGAAGAGUCUAACAACAACUCACUGGGUACAGAACCUGAGCCAGCAGGUGGAGACACAUGUGGACCGGAUGAGGAGGAUUCUCCUCAGCUGCUGAGGACUAGGAGUGAUGCUUCCUUCAUGCGGGUUCAGAGGAGGUCAAGGACACACACUGCCAGAGAUUUGCAGCGCUUGCGCACACACAGAUUCUCAAUCAACGGACACUUCUAUAACCACAAGACAUCUGUAUUUACUCCGGCCUUCGGUUCUGUUACUAACGUACGAGUGAACAGCUCCAUGACGACUGGACAAGUCCUCAACUUGCUGCUACACAAGUUUAGGGUGGAGAAUAAAUCUGAAGAGUUUGUACUUUAUUUGGUGCACGAGUCUGGUGAAAAGACCCGACUGAGGGAAGGCGAAUACCCGCUGGUGACUCGUGUGCUUUAUGGACCCUGUGAGAAAAUCUCCAAGAUCUUGAUCACAGAGGCCGACCUGGGAGAGGAAGUCACAUAUGAUGUUUAG
Notothenia coriiceps (black rockcod) is the source of this 645-nucleotide messenger RNA. RefSeq names its product ras association domain-containing protein 4-like. The transcript has 8 exons. NCBI's taxonomy places the organism in Eukaryota, Metazoa, Chordata, Actinopteri, Perciformes, Nototheniidae. Gene Ontology annotation, biological process: signal transduction. The record is from RefSeq and is a predicted model, not a curated record. Bases 1 to 645 code for a protein of 214 amino acids.